Messenger RNA from Hippocampus comes (tiger tail seahorse), 1404 nucleotides. It is a transcript of the gene cpb2, whose product is annotated as carboxypeptidase B2 (plasma). Bases 61 to 1350 code for a protein of 429 amino acids. Gene Ontology annotation, biological process: proteolysis; fibrinolysis. Gene Ontology annotation, molecular function: metallocarboxypeptidase activity; zinc ion binding. The transcript is spliced from 11 exons. The record is from RefSeq and is a predicted model, not a curated record. NCBI's taxonomy places the organism in Eukaryota, Metazoa, Chordata, Actinopteri, Syngnathiformes, Syngnathidae.
AAUAACAGCUCCCUACCCUUACAGUUUGAACGAACGUCUGUCAUUCGCACUGGUUCCAUUAUGAAGGCACUUGUGAUUUGCUUUCUUUUAAUGGGCCACCUCGCCGAGAUGGGACAUUGCACUGAAACACACGACCAAAUUCUGUCAAUCACACCAACAACACCAGAACAAGUGGGGAUUGUGAAGAAUAUCUCCACUCAAUAUGAGACCGCAUUGUGGCAGCCCGUCGAUGCCCAGUACAUCCAAGAAGAAACUCAAGUUCACCUCUUUGUUCCUGCAAACAGCUCAGCCACAGUCAAGGCUUUGCUGCAGCGACAUAACAUAGCACAUGAAGUGUUACUGGACAACACCAAUCAUCUGAUUGAAAUGCAGACGAGGAACGAUUCCACCGACCCGAGAAGCACCACGAGUUUCUAUGAGCAAUAUCACAGCCUAGAGGAUAUCUAUUAUUGGAUCAACAGGACCGCCCAGGACAACCCAAACACAAUCCAAACCAUUCUUCUGGGUUCCUCAUUUGAGAAACGACCGCUCUACGCUCUGAAGAUCUCACUGAACAGUGAGAAUAAGAAAGCCUUGUGGAUUGACUGUGGGAUCCACGCCAGAGAGUGGAUCUCUCCUGCCUUCUGCUUGUGGUUUGUACAAUAUUCCUUAGCUUUUUACAAGCAAAACCAGGACAUCACUGACAUUUUAGACAACAUGGAUGUUUACAUCCUGCCUGUGAUGAAUCCUGACGGGUACCUUUACACAUGGACUACGAACCGAAUGUGGAGGAAGAGCCGAUCAAUCCACCCAAGUAGCUAUUGUGUUGGUGUUGACCUUAACAGGAACUUUGACGCAAACUGGUGCACGGAGGGAGCCUCCAAUGAUCCCUGCAGUGAGAUCUACUGUGGUGCCUUCCCUGAAUCGGAACCCGAAUCGGAGGCCGUAGCCAACUUUCUGCGCAGUAAGAAGGACACCAUCGAGCUUUACCUCAGCAUUCACGCCUACUCUCAGAUGCUGCUUUUCCCAUACUCCUGCACCUUGGAUGAGGCCCAGAACCACAAUGAGCUGCUUGAGAUGGCUCAAGAUGCUUCCCGAAAUAUCAGACGAUAUUACAGAAACACUUACAAAUAUGGUGCAGGAGCACAGACGAUAUACCUGGCUCCUGGGGGCUCUGAUGACUGGGCGUACAAUCUUGGCAUCAAGUACUCGUUCACGUUUGAGCUCCAGGACCGCGGACGCUAUGGCUUUCUUCUGCCACCAUCUCACAUUUCCCAGGCAUGCAAUGAAGCACUGCUUGCUGUGAAGACUAUUGCUCGAAGGGUCAUAGACAAAACAAAAGCUUCAAUAAGUCCUUCUUCAACUGCAUAAGUAGCAGUACAACAAAAAUAUACAUGAUAAUAAAAUCAGGAUAAACCCUGAAAA